This is a messenger RNA of Laetiporus sulphureus 93-53, 854 nucleotides long. RefSeq lists its product as uncharacterized. The record is from RefSeq and is a predicted model, not a curated record. Lineage: Eukaryota; Fungi; Basidiomycota; Agaricomycetes; Polyporales; Laetiporaceae. Bases 322 to 774 code for a protein of 150 amino acids. The transcript has a single exon.
UUACAUCAUAAGUACCACUCAUCAGUCCUUCAGAUGGCAUCGCCAAAGCGGAGGCGAAGGAGAAGAGCUUCAUCUUGAUCCUGCAAAACGAGGACAAACUGAAGAACGUAAACGUUGUCAAGAUGCCUAGGUCAUUCCAAUGUUUUAACGUCACCAGUCACAACGCCAGUAAUAUAGUCAUGAAGCCGCGGAUGGUGCGUUUUAUAGCACGAUUUAUUUCCUGUUUUAUUCACGCCCGUCUUCUCGCCCGCGCUCUCUCUCUCAACUGUACCGCUCGUCAGCAAGCGGGCACACCGUUGUUCAAUCCGUGGGCUUCGAUACAUGUAUCGUCGCCCCCGCCGGCGUUCACCCAUAUGCACCUACAAGGGGGGCUUCCUGCGCAUGCUUGCACGCGGGCUGGACAAUGACGCAACAUCAUUGGCUGCGCGCACUUCACGGUGCACCAUGUUCAACUAUGUCGCUACCGACAGCCACUACGUGCAGGACUGCCUGACAAUACCGAGCGCAGCGCGCUUUGGGAAGGCACCCGUGGAAAACAUGGGCUGUGGGAGGCGGUGCUAUGUACUCUGGAUGCCAACAUGCGAUCGUGGUCCGGGCCGUGGAUAUCUUUCCGGAACAUUGGGUACGUCAGAAUUAGGUUUCAAGACCGAGUGGAUAUUCGUGCCGAAACAGUCUUUGGACAUCCACGAUCGUUGUGCGCGUGAAUGGUCACACGUGGGUAGUCAACUUGCCUCUUGUGUGUUGUGUACAUUUAUUCUCGUAGGCUGUUUGUGACAUAUUCAACCACCAAGUACACAUCGAUCCGCCGUUAUCUAUCAUGCUCAUCCAUGUCGUCCACAAGCACGGAGCGCGGC